AUGCCUUAUAACGCAUUCCAAACCACCUUCUUGGGAACGGUGAUCCGUCUCAUAUCAAGAAACAGAUUCUUGAAAUAUCAUGAUGAGAUCAACGUACCACAGCAGUAUACCAAGGAAGCGGUUGCGAAAAAGCAAAAUGAUGAAAAACAGUCCUCUGGACGAGUUGGACGAUUUAAUACUGAAUCUUCCAGCACUGAAGCUACUAUAACAGAAUCUACCCCUAGAGGUUCCGAUUCGAAUGAUACCAUCGUCGGACACGAUACCGAAGCCCAACCUAACAAUGUGGCUGGAAAAGAGGGUGAAAAAGGAGACAGGGUGAAUAGAACAGCAGAUAAUUCAAAACAAGCUGAAGAAGGAAUAAAAGAUGAUCCCAAUCUAGUCACUUGGUAUGGAGAUGAUGAUCCUGAAAAUCCACACAAUUGGUCAACAGGUUACAAGUCUUUCGUGGCCAUCCAGAUGUCUUUCCUCACAUUUGCAGUAUAUAUUGGCUCUUCAAUUUAUUCCUCGGGUAUAGAAGGUGUCAUGGAACAGUUCACAGUUUCUCAAACAACCGGUUUGGUGGGAUUGACGACAUUCGUCCUAGGUUACGGAGUUGGUCCUAUGUUAUGGUCACCACUGAGUGAAUUCCCCAACAUUGGAAGAAUGCCAGUUUAUGUUGGAACUUUAUUCAUAUUCGUGGCGUUACAAUUCCCAACAAUAUAUGCCAACAACAUCCAUACGUUACUUGCAAUGCGGUUCUUUGCAGGUUUCUUCGGCAGCCCAGCCCUUGCAGUCGGUGGUUCGACCAUGGGAGAUAUGUUCCUUCCUAAACACUUGGCGUAUGCAAUCGGAGUAUGGGGCUGCGGAGCUGUAUGUGGACCCGUAAUUGGUCCACUCUUGGGAGGGUUUACUUACCAGGCCAAAGGCUGGACGUGGCCUAUAUGGACCCUCAUAUGGCUAUCUGGCGCUUGUUUAAUCAUGAUCAUCAUAUUCUUCCCCGAAACAUCAAGCAAGAAUAUCCUACAUCGACGGAUGUUGAGAUUAAGAAAGGCGACUGGGAAUAAUGACUUGAAGACACAAGCGAUGAUUGAUUCUGCCGACUCGUCACCAAGUAAAAUGGCAAUUGAUAUCCUUUGGAGACCAUUUGUCAUGUUCUUCGAUCCCAUUUUAUUGAUAUACAACACUUACCUGGCCCUGAUUUAUGGACUCCUUUAUAUCUGGUUUGAAAGUUUCCCUUUGGUGUACAUGCAGGUUCAUGGUUUCAACCCUGGUGAAUCAGGCCUAGCAUUCAUGGGAAUCUUCGUCGGAGCCUGGGCUGCAUGUGCGGUAUUCUGUUGGUAUAUUCACAUAUAUCUGGAACCAAUUUUCGACGCCAAUGAUGGAGUGAUUCCCAAACCUGAGAUUCGAUUGUAUCCUGCUCCCAUCGCAGCUUUCUGUAUCCCAAUUGCGAUGUUCGGAUUUGGUUGGUCAGGUCAAUAUGAAUCUGUCCAUUGGAUCGUACCUACUAUCUUCACUGCAUUCUUCGGAAUAGGAGCUUUCGUUUUAUUCCAAUGUAUUUUCGCCUACUUUGGUGAUGUAUUUUACCAAGAUAUCGGUUCAGUCCUUACACUGAAUGAUCUAUUCAGAGCGUCCUGGGGUGCAGCUUUCCCUUUAUUCGCCAAUGCCUUGUUCAAGCAUUUGGGCAUCGGAGGAGGCAAUAGUCUGUUAGGUGGUUUGGCAUGCCUUUUCAUUCCCGCGCCAUUCUUGUUCAUCAAGUAUGGUCAUAAGAUCAGGGCGAGAAGUAAGUUCGCUUCUAACAAGAAUUGA
Molecule: messenger RNA, 1785 nt
Organism: Kwoniella shivajii
Lineage: Eukaryota; Fungi; Basidiomycota; Tremellomycetes; Tremellales; Cryptococcaceae
Exons: 12
Coding region: 1-1785 (594 amino acids)
Biological process (GO): xenobiotic detoxification by transmembrane export across the plasma membrane
Cellular component (GO): plasma membrane
Molecular function (GO): fluconazole transmembrane transporter activity
Source: RefSeq, a predicted model, not a curated record